AACACGACGCCAACGCUCAUCUCGUCCUCUCCCAUCGCGUCUCGUCUCUUACGCGAGGGGAGGCUCUAGAAAUAAUCGGACGCCUCCCUCCUCCUCCUCCCCGCACGCGCGCGAUCGGCAUCAGCAUCACGGUGAGAUCGGGUUGGCGGGUCGCUCGAUCGGAGGAGAAAAGAGCAGGCAGGAGGUUAGUUGUUCGCAUCGGAGGCGAUGGGGGCGCUGUCGCGGCCGGAGGAGGUGUUGGCGCUGGUGAAGCUGCGGGUGGCGGCGGGGCAGAUCAAGCGCCAGAUCCCACCGGAGGAGCACUGGGCCUUCGCCUACUCCAUGCUCCAGAAGGUCUCCCGCAGCUUCGCCCUCGUCAUCCAGCAGCUCGGCCCCGAACUACGCAAUGCCGUGUGCAUCUUCUACCUCGUGCUCCGCGCCCUGGACACCGUUGAGGACGACACUAGCAUCCCAGCCGAGGUGAAGGUGCCCAUCCUCCAGGAAUUCUACCGGCACAUUUACAACCGCGACUGGCACUACUCGUGCGGAACAAAUCACUACAAAGUGUUGAUGGAUAAAUUUCACCAUGUGUCCACGGCUUUCCUGGAGCUUGGUCAAGGUUAUCAGAAGGCAAUUGAAGAAAUUACUAGGCGAAUGGGAGCAGGAAUGGCAAAGUUUAUAUGCAAGGAGGUUGAAACUGCUGAUGACUACGAUGAAUAUUGUCACUACGUAGCAGGACUAGUCGGCUAUGGACUUUCCAGGCUCUUUCAUGCUGCUGGGACAGAAGAUCUAGCUCCAGAUUCACAGUCGAAUUCAAUGGGUCUAUUUUUGCAGAAAACUAAUAUAAUUAGGGAUUACUUGGAGGACAUAAAUGAGAUACCAAAGUCCCGUAUGUUCUGGCCUAGAGAGAUAUGGAGUAAAUAUGCUGAUAAACUUGAGGAUUUUAAAUAUGAGGAAAAUUCAGAAAAGGCAGUACAGUGCUUGAACGAUAUGGUAACUAACGCACUGGUUCAUGCUGAAGACUGCCUUCAGUACAUGUCAGAUUUGAAGGAUCGUGCUAUUUUCCGGUUUUGCGCAAUACCCCAGAUCAUGGCAAUUGGAACCUGUGCUCUUUGCUACAAUAACAUGAAUGUCUUUAGAGGAGUUGUGAAGAUGAGGCGUGGGCUCACUGCACGAGUAAUUGAUGAGACAAACUCAAUGUCAGACGUCUUUACUGCUUUCUACGAGUUCUCUUCAUUGCUAGAGUCAAAGAUUGACGACAGUGAUCCAAAUGCUGUGCUAACACGGAAACGUGUGGAUUCAAUAAAGCAAACUUGCAUGCUAUCCGGUUUGGUAAAGAGAAGGGGAUACCAUUUGGAUAAGUCACAGUACAGCCCUAUGCUGAUCAUGGUUGUUCUUCUGUUAGUGGCUAUUGUUCUUGGAUUACUGUAUGCCAAGUGAUUCCCUCUAGGUGGUCUGUUGCCCCUUCGUGGAGACUGGAGAGCGUCCAUGUCAAUCCGUUCAUUGUCUCCAAGGGACAGCAAACUUCGGAAGUACUGAUUGCAUGCUGCUGCUGCGAUGAAGCCAUGCCAAUCUCAAUUCUUUUGUUCUUUUUGUUUUCUCGCCUGAUGUAUCAUUUGGGGCUGUUUGAUAUGAGAUGGAAGUUGUGUCUCCUUUUGGUUGCAAAGACUGGUGUGGGAAAUUAUUGUGUCUGCGAGAACAAUUGUCAUGUUGACUGUUGAUGCCUGUCUGCAUAGAACUUUGUUAUUUUGCAGCCUGCCA
This is a messenger RNA of Phragmites australis (common reed), 1740 nucleotides long. RefSeq names its product squalene synthase 1-like. Gene Ontology annotation, biological process: farnesyl diphosphate metabolic process; lipid biosynthetic process. NCBI's taxonomy places the organism in Eukaryota, Viridiplantae, Streptophyta, Magnoliopsida, Poales, Poaceae. Gene Ontology annotation, cellular component: endoplasmic reticulum membrane. Gene Ontology annotation, molecular function: squalene synthase [NAD(P)H] activity. The transcript is spliced from 14 exons. The coding region runs from base 208 to 1419 and encodes 403 amino acids. The record is from RefSeq and is a predicted model, not a curated record.